ACUCUAUCAGCCUCUUCAAUCAACACACGUUCAAACCCAUCUCUCGCUCAUCACACUCUUCGGCACCCCUCUCGAAACUUGCCACGAUGAAGCCUGUCGUAGGAGUAAUGCAAGCGUGGUCUUGCAUUGUGAUCUCAGUCUUUGCAAUUGUUAUCCUAUCAGUCAUUGGCGCUCUCUUCAAAUCAAACCACCACUCGAUGAUGGGCUCCACGGACGACCCUAAAGACGGACCCGCAGUAGCAGCAACAGUUUUCUCAGCAGUUAUCGUCUACGUUGUCUUCCUCGUAGGCUGCGGUUUCCAAGCCUUCCUUCAUUACCGCGAUAAUCGACGAGGUGCCAUAACCCUUUCGUAGCCAUCGCUCUCACUACAUUCGAUACUUAGACCUAGAUCACAUAUCCCAUCGAGUUGGGCUGGGCGGCGUUUGGAGUUUUGUCCGUUCUGGUAUUGUCCCAGUUUUUGAUUUGGAGCGAGCGAGGUGGAGAAGAUGAUGUCUCAUAUGGCAUAUGAUUGAAUUGGAGCUUGAUGAAAUGGAAAUCAAGCUCUUCCUCGGGGAUGGUCUUGAAAAUAUACAAGCUCUUUCCCAUCCCUAGCUGAGAUUAUGUCAAACAGUGGGGGGAUGGAAUCCGUAUGCUUUAUAUUGUCCCGCAAACACACAACAGCGUGAGACGAUUCAUGUGUGUAGUUGCACAAUAGGUUAUUUGAGACGUGUGAGUAAAGAGGUUUUUCGAACGAG
This is a messenger RNA of Hyaloscypha bicolor E, 734 nucleotides long. RefSeq lists its product as uncharacterized. The record is from RefSeq and is a predicted model, not a curated record. NCBI's taxonomy places the organism in Eukaryota, Fungi, Ascomycota, Leotiomycetes, Helotiales, Hyaloscyphaceae. The transcript has 3 exons. The coding region runs from base 87 to 353 and encodes 88 amino acids.